AGGGGCAGGGCCAGGGCGAGGGAUCCCGGGCAGCGAGAGGGGCUGGCCAAGCCGCCCACGGAGCCCGGGACCGCGGGAGAGACAGCCCCGCGGGCAAAGGUAGAAGGAGGCUGAACUUGGGCUGGGGGCGGAGAGCCGAGCAGUAACUGUUCCAGUUGGAGAGGGAAAGAGGGACCCGAACUAAGGCAGGAGGGGCUGCGCGGCUCCCGGCUGAGGGCCAGAACCCAGGGAGAGCCAAGGAUGUCUGCGGAGCCCGAGCUGAUCGAGCUGAGGAACCUGGUCUGCACCCCCGACGGGCUGCGGGGUCAGGAGAUUGGCCGCAGCCCGGGGCCCCGGAGCCCGGGCCGUCUAGAGCGAGCCAACGCGCUACGCAUCGCCCCAGGCCGUGGCCCAGAUGUGCUACCCCGCGGCCGUCAAGUCCGACUGCUGGGCGGCCACAGCGAUCCCCGCCUCACCACCGGCCCAGGCCGGGGCCAUUGCUUCCGCCCGUCGGGGCCCGGCACCCACACCUGGUGCGACCUCUGCGGGGACUUCAUUUGGGGCGUCAUUCGCAAGGGCCUGCAGUGCAUCCACUGCAAGUUUACUUGCCAUUAUCGCUGCCGGGCCCUGAUCCGCCUGGACUGUUGUGGUCCCCGUGAACUCAGCCUGGAGCCUGCCUUGGAAAGAGACACCAACGUGGAUGAACCACUGGAGUGGGAGAAACCGAUCCUGUCUCAAACUGAGAUUGAGCGGAAGAUUAAGGAAUAUAACAGCCAGAUCAACAGUAACCUCUUCAUGAGCCUGAACAAGGAUGGUUCCUAUACGGGUUUCAUCAAGGUACAGCUGAAGCUUGUGCGCCCGGUAUCUGUGCCUGCUACCAAGAAGCCACCCUCCUUGCAGGAUGCCAAGCGACCCAUUGGGAAGAACCAAGCAGUGAAGCGCCGUACCUCCUUUUAUCUCCCCAAAGACACAGUCAAGCACCUGCAUGUGUUGUCCCGAACACGGGCCCGAGAGGUCAUCGAAGCACUCCUCCGAAAAUUCCUAGUGGUAGAUAAUCCCCGAAAAUUUGCCCUAUUUGAGCGGGCAGAGCGCCAUGACCAAGUGUACCUUCGGAAGCUCUCGGAUGAUGAACAACCUUUGCGAUUACGCCUGCUCGCUGGACCCAGUGAAAAAGCCUUGAGUUUUGUCCUAAAGGAAAAUGAAACCGGAGAUGUUAAUUGGGAUGCCUUCAGCAUGCCUGAAUUACAUAAUUUCCUUCGUAUCCUGCAACGGGAAGAAGAAGAACACGUUCGACAAAUUUUGCAAAAGUAUUCUCGUUGCCGACAGAAGAUGCAGGAAGCACUAGGAGCCCGCCCCCUAGGAUGACCCCUCUGGCCUUCUCCUUCUUGACCCCAGAGUCAAGAUUGCUUAAAGGCUUCAGAGGCCACCAGGCCGAGUGGAUGAAGGGCAGCACAUGGGGGGUGGCGGGGGGCAGCACAGAAUGGAUGUCAUGAAUGUGUCUGGACCUGAAGAGUGAGUGUGUGUGGGGGCUUCCCAGCUAAAGGGAAGCUAGCUAGGUGUGUGGGGCCAUAGAAUGUCCUUCAUGUAGCAUCAUGGCUGCUACUUUGGAAUGACAGAGGCUAAAAAGUCCUCUUUUAAAAUAUUGACUCAUCGUGAUACUUUUAGGAGGAUGGUUGGGGUUGGGUUUAAAGAGCACAAUCAAAGGGGCAGCUAGGUGGAUAGAGUGAGUGGAUAGAGCACCAGACCUGGAGUCAGGAGGACCUGGGUUUAAA
Messenger RNA from Gracilinanus agilis (Agile Gracile Mouse Opossum), 1751 nucleotides. It is a transcript of the gene RASSF1, whose product is annotated as Ras association domain family member 1. Gene Ontology annotation, biological process: Ras protein signal transduction. Gene Ontology annotation, cellular component: nucleus; microtubule cytoskeleton. Bases 241 to 1344 code for a protein of 367 amino acids. NCBI's taxonomy places the organism in Eukaryota, Metazoa, Chordata, Mammalia, Didelphimorphia, Didelphidae. The record is from RefSeq and is a predicted model, not a curated record. The transcript is spliced from 6 exons.